CCAACACAGGGGGGAGCUCUCUCACUGUGGGGCAGUCACUCUGGCAAUGGGUUUCUCCCAUUUACACUUCUUGCCCCUGCCCGGGGAACAGAGAGGGUUUCCCCCCGGUACCGGGUGUAGGUGCCCUGAUCAUGUGAUCUCCCUUGUGCCCAGGUUGCCCAGUGGCUGGAGUGUGCCCAGCAGCAUGCCCGGGACUGCCUGUGGGAAGGAGAGGGGUCGCCGCCCCCUGAUCUAACGGAGAACCUUAUCCGCUGCCUGAGCCGCCACUGCCCCCAGCUGCCCCUCAGCUACAGUUUCACCCCAAUCUCCCAGCUGCUGGCCUUCCAGCACUCCCCCUGUGUCUCCCUAUUGGGCUGGAGCACUGAGCGUUAUAAGAGGUGGUGCCAAGAACAGGUGGAGCUGAAGGAAGCCACACCCUCUCCUAACAAGCCCCUCCCCAGAGUUCACCUGCUAUUGGUGGGGUACAUCACGGAUCUUCCUCCUGGGGAGAGUGCAAAGCAUGAUGGGAACUUGUAUGUGAGGGACAGGAGCGGCUGUAUUCCCUGUGAGGUGUUGCACUUUGACCUGUCCUGCCUGGGGGCGCUGGUGGUGCUGCCAUGUUGGUCGUACAUCGUUCCCCAGGCCAAAGGCUCAGGGGGCGGGUACCUGGAGAUCAUUUCCCCCCCGGAGCCCAUCGUGCCCCCCCCUGUCAGAGAGACCCCGCCGGAAUGUGUUCCCCCCCUCACACCCCACCGUGCGUCUGCGCUGCUAAAGGACAGGCUGCAGCCCAGGCCCCCCCGGGUCACUGUCACCGGCCGGGUGUCUCGCGUCACCUCCCUCCUCAGCAUCCGACACAAAACCUUCUUCUUCUUCUUCCUCCAGGAUCAGCGGGAAUGUGUCCCUGUUAUAGUGCAGGUUUCCCCCAGGCUGAGCUGGUACCACGCCCUACGUGUGGGCGAGACGUACACGGUGACAUCACUCUCUGUCUCCUCCCUGCGUGGCUCCUCCCAUCAGGUUUUCGCCGUCACCUCCUCUUCCUGUCUCCUUUCAAGCCCAGAGUUCCCCCUGCCUGACCCCGUGUCCCCCGCUGAGGAGAUUAGUGGGUGCAGCCCCCCCGGCCAUGUUGGGCAGGAGAUACAGGAGGAGCGGUCGUACCAACAGAAGGCGAUGGGGGUAGGGGAAAAGCAGGCCAAGACUCUGACCUAUCAGGGGGUGCUGACCCGAGUUGUAGACCCGCGGGCGGGAUUAUAUGAGCUGGACGGGAAGGUGAUGCUGUGCACGGCCUACCUGCAGCUGCUGAAUGGGGGGCGGGGCCUGAGAGAGGGGGCCGGAGUGGAGAUAUCGGACACGCACCUCCAGCAGUCUCCCAGCCCUCUCUUCCCUCCCAUCGUCCUAUCGUGCUGUCUCAGGAGCAGGUUGAGGGUCACCCAGUUUUCGCGGCUUUGCACCCCGUUAUCGCCCGUCUCUACGGCCGGAAACCUCCACCUUCACCUCCAGUUCCGCUAUCACCUGAGACUGCCCGAGUACCUGUGGGCCUGUGAUGUCUCCAGGAGACUGCAAGAGAAGCUGUGCCCGUCUCUGGUGAAGCCGCGGUGCCUACAGGGGUCACUCGGUGCCGGACCCCCCGGCGUCACAGAGAAGCUGCUGUCCGAGACGCUCUCGUCUUUCUCCGCGUCGGGGCCGAGGUGCGAGCGAGACCUACAGGGAGAGAUCCUGAAGGAGCCUCAUGAGUGCCCCCUGCGAGAGUAUUCUCCCCUCUCCCCGCCCUGGAGUCUCCCCGCACUCUCGCUUCUCCAGUCUGUGGUCUCGGACUCCCGGUACCUUCGGGCGGAGGAGUCUACUCGCUCUCUGCGAUGGACCCAUCACUCCCUGCAACCCCAAGAACUUCGCCCCAGUCUGCGACUCCUUGGGGUUCUCCAUGCGUCUCCCUCGGGGCGCCUUGUGCUAAAGGAUCAGUCGGCGUCUGUCCCCUGCCUGGUGUUGCCCCGGCCGCCCAGUGCCUGGAUAGGCUGUACCAUAGAGGUGUGCCACUACAGGCUGCUCGGCGAGACUGCCCAGGACACGGAGAAGGGGACGAGCAGCACAAUUACAUAUGUUCAGUUUCUAUUGAGCGAUGCCCGAAUCCUACACCUGCCCCACGACUGCCCCACGUGCCCCCCCGCUGCCUCCCUCCUGCCCCGACCCUGUAAGCUGCCCAAGCUGGACGGGCCCAGUGCCAGCCGACUCUUCCUGGUGAGGGGGGUAGAAGGACUCGUGCCCAUUCCGGGCCAUGACGGGGGGUUCCAGUUUCAGGCCCAGGCUGUGUGGCUGGGGGCACCGGAACUACUCACCGGGCAAGUAACUGAGCGAGAGGAGGAACAGAGAGCAUCAUGGGACGAGGAACAUAGACCCUUAACUAAGGUCCUGCUCCUUUUCUGCCAUUCCGCUGCCCGAUGGUUCCAUUUCCUUCAGCCCAACAGGGUGUAUCGUCUCAUCGCAACCGGGGAGAAGGACCUGGAGAUAUUUCACCGGCAGCCGGAAGAUUCCGUGCAGAUGUCCAGUUGCCCCGUGUGCUUCAGGAUUCCCUGUGAGUGGGCCCUGCGGGAUGUGAAGGCCCCCGACCCCCCACCUUGGCCGCGGGAGGAGCCGCUCUCGGUAGAUCAAGCGCUGAAAAGCAGCUCUGCGGGUUCUCUCCUCAACGUGACCGGCGUGGUGACCCACCGUACCCUGUGUGAUGCCCAGAACACCCGUAUGUUCCCCCCAAGCGGCACCAUUACUGAGUCCUUCCUCCCACAUGGCGUCUCCCUCAAGGUCACCGUGGCAGAGUUGGACCGUCAGGCUGCGCUGUCUGUUUAUAUGAACCCGGCCGGGGGCCCUUACUGCCUGGGGCUGCUGCCAGGGGCCACAAUAUUAAUACAAGGCUUAGAGAGGAAAAUAUCCAGGGCCGGCGCCGUGUACCUGCGCAGUGUGCCCGUCACCUGUGUGCGUGUCCUGAGCGCCCCGGCGGAGAGCAAUGAAUGUCUCCUCGUGCCCAAGUUCACCCUCUUCUCUGAGCUGCCGAGGUCACUGAUCCCCCACCGUGCCGUUUGCUCCAUCGCGUGUGUGCUGAGCGUGACGCUGGCGUGGGUCUGCGCCGCCUGUGAGGACGUGUUUAGGGCAGGCCACUGCAGCCGAUCCUCAUCCUGCACGUCCCAGUCCGGAGUGUUCCGUGCCAAAGCCUGGGUGAAAGCGGAGGACGGCUCGGGGGAGGCGCAUAUACAGCUACAAGACGGGGCGCUCCUGGCAGCACUGGGGGUCCCGCAGGGUCUCUGGGAGGCUUUGCAGGGUCGAGUUCUCUCUCGAGGGGAGGUCAGGGUGCAGAAUCGGGGGCGCAACUAUGAGGUGCCGGGUGAAAUGCGCAGCGAGGACGCUCUCUCCUGCUACGUGAGCCACCUCGUUUCUCGCCCUGCCGUCUCGCGGCCUCUGAUCCUGACGUUUAAGCAGCUCGCUGCCUCUAGCAGGCCCCUCCCAGCAGAGCCUUCACAUUUGAGGCGGUUCACCCGGGGGGAACGAGAUUACAUGACGCACGUGCCUCCGCCCCCCACACUCAUCUGUCUGGGGCUGGAAGAAGUAGAGCCCGGGACCCUGUGCCGCCUGAUCCAAGAACGCAACUAAAUGAUAUAUAUAUAUAUACACCUUUGGUAAUAUCUGUAUAUUCACCCGUAAGGGGCGAGUAUUAGAUGAUACAAUGAUAUUUAUUGAAUAAAAAUAUUAACAGUGUUGUUUCCUAA
This is a messenger RNA of Xenopus tropicalis (tropical clawed frog), 3728 nucleotides long. It is a transcript of the gene ctc1, whose product is annotated as CTS telomere maintenance complex component 1. Gene Ontology annotation, cellular component: chromosome, telomeric region; nucleus. Gene Ontology annotation, molecular function: single-stranded DNA binding. The record is from RefSeq and is marked provisional. NCBI's taxonomy places the organism in Eukaryota, Metazoa, Chordata, Amphibia, Anura, Pipidae.